Nicotiana attenuata is the source of this 916-nucleotide messenger RNA. RefSeq lists its product as uncharacterized. Gene Ontology annotation, biological process: glycerophospholipid biosynthetic process. The coding region runs from base 132 to 890 and encodes 252 amino acids. The record is from RefSeq and is a predicted model, not a curated record. Gene Ontology annotation, cellular component: mitochondrion. Lineage: Eukaryota; Viridiplantae; Streptophyta; Magnoliopsida; Solanales; Solanaceae. The transcript is spliced from 9 exons.
UAUGUUCAUUUUGGAAAUGUGACUCCAAUGGAAGUUGACAAAAGAGAGUUGUAUGGUCCAGAAGUUCAAAAAGAAUCUGUUCCAUAAAAUAUUAAAAUUGGGAGGGGAAACGCAAAAGGGAAGAGGAAGAAAUGAGGUUUCGACUUAGUAAUCAGCCAUGGCCACUCUCUUGGCUUCGAUUGCGACCUGCUUGCUGUUUCUCUCUGCUUCAUUCGCUUCCACUACAGUCUUCAUGUGGGAUAGCAUUUGAUAUAGAUGGGGUUAUACUCCGUGGCCGAACUCCAAUUGGGAAUUCUCCCAGUGCUCUCCGGAGACUGUAUGAUGAGUCGGGCAAUCUGAAGCUUCCCUUUUUGUUCUUGACAAAUGGAGGUGGCAUCCCAGAGUCUAAAAGAGCUGCUGAGUUAAGUGAACUCCUUGGAGUAAAGAUAUUACCUGCUCAGGUUGUGCAAGGGCACUCACCUUUUAGAAAUUUGCUAAAGAGAUAUGAGAAUGAACUAAUUGUUGUCACCGGAAAAGGUGAACCUGCUGAAGUGAUGUCUGCAUAUGGUUUCAAAAAAGUUCUCUCCCUGGAAGAGUAUACAUCAUACUUUGAUGACAUUGAUCCCGUAGCUCAAUUCAAAAGAUGGACAAGAACAACAAAGCCCUUUAAUUGGCCAAGACAUUCUUCAGAGUUGGCACCACAGAUAGAUGUUUACUCUGAUAGAGUUAAAGCAGUAUUUGUUGCCAGUGAUCCUGUUGAUUGGGGGAGGGAUAUACAGGUCCUCUGUGAUAUUUUGACAUCUGGAGGUCUUCCUGGGAAGGAGUGUGAGCAUCAGCCAUAUUUAUACUUUGCUGCCGAUGAUCUUGAAUACCAGAAUAGCUUCUAUUCUAGCCUCUUGAAUGAUGUUUGAUUAUUGAGAGUACUAAUCGGGUGUCA